AGUGGGCUGCAAGCGUUGCCAUGGUAUUAACUGAUUCACCACUGCAGCUAAAGGGACGCCCAGACGCUAUUUCAAAUUCAAACAAAGCGUUGAAACAAUACAAAAGCAUUACUCCGAAAGGAAUUUUGAAGUUCAAGGUCGACUUUGGAGUCUGAAGAACAAAACACAAAGCAGAACACCUGCCAGCUCAGAUGAGUCGAAACGAAAAAAAAAAAAAAAUCCUGAAAAAAUAGCGGCUUGUACAAACAAAUGAGCCUUGUUUUGGUACGUGCUUAAGCGGGUCUGAGAAAAGCGAAAAAGGAUUACCAAGGUUAUUUGGUAAAUACGAGAACGUGUAAAAAAAAAUGUCUGUGAAUUCCUGUUCCAGUUUCUUUUCUUUGUUAAGCUUCGGAGAUCUCUCUCCCAGGGGAUUUCACAUCAGUGUUUGAUAGUCUGGCACUGGAGUAAACUGCAGAACUCUCCUCAGCUGCUAUGAUUUCCUGCUGUCUACGUAAAUACUGCCAGUUUCUAAUAAAGAUGGUCUACACUGUAUGCAUGAUCAGUGCUACGAUUGGAACGUGUGAGUCUGCAAGUAACAAGUGUACAUCUUCCUCUAUAUCAAGCUGCAAUGACUGUCUGUACCGUGGACCAGAAUGUGGAUGGUGUUUUCAAGAGGAUUUCCUGGUUGGAACAGCACUGUAUGAAAGAUGUGACCUUGUCUCCAACCUAAUUAAGAAAGGCUGUAUGUCAGAUUUUAUUGAGUCUCCCUUAGCGAAGGUAGUGGUGAAUGCCGCCUCAACAAGCUCACAGGUCACACCAAGAGAUGUUUCAAUACAUCUGCGGCCAGGCAGUGAAGUAAACUUUAUUUUGGAAGUACACCAACUGGAAAGAUACCCUGUGGACAUGUACUAUUUGGUGGAUGUGUCUGCAUCGAUGCAAGAAAGUUUAGAUAAACUGAAGUCUGUGGGAUUUUCUCUGUUGCAAAAAAUGGAAGAAUUUUCCAGUGACUUUCGGCUUGGCUUUGGAUCAUUUGUGGACAAGCCGGUUUCCCCUUACAUUAAUGUCCAUCCACCUAAAAUCGCGAAUCCCUGCAGUGACUAUGAUAUACAGUGCAGGCCAGCACAUGGGUUUAUCCACGUGCUUUCUCUUACUGAAAACAUCACAGAGUUUACAAGAGUGGUUCAACAGCAGCGCAUUUCUGGAAACAUGGACACACCAGAAGGAGGUUUUGAUGCUAUGUUCCAGGCAGCUGUGUGUCAGAGCCAUGUAGGUUGGCGUAAAGAAGCUAAACAUUUACUACUUGUGAUGACCGAUCAACCUUCUCAUCUGGCACUUGACAGCAAGUUAGCGGGAAUCGUUGUACCUCAUGAUGGAAACUGUCACCUGGUUAAUAAUACAUAUAGUGAGACAGCUAAUAUGGAACAUCCAACUAUAGGACAACUGGCUGAAAAGUUAUUGCAAAACAGCAUUUAUUCUAUUUUUGCCAUAGAAGGACAACAAUAUACGUGGUAUGAGGAUCUCAUUCCAUUACUGCCAGGUACUGUGGUUGGAAAACUUGAAUCAAAGGCAUCCAAUCUGAAAGAGUUAGUGGUAGAUGCAUACAAGAAACUCUUAUCUGAGGUGGAAUUGCAGGUGGAAAGCCUGAUAAAAGGGGUGUCUGUUAACGUCACUGCCAUCUGUCCUGAUGGGUCAACAUUUCUAGGCCUGAAUAAAUGUGGAAAUGUGAAACCAAAUGAAAAAGUUCUUUUCAAUAUAACGGUUGGAAUGCAGGAGUGUCACGGUGUGGGAGAUGAAGCAUAUAUAUUCCUAAAGCCUUUUGGGUUUAAUGAAACCACCAAAGUGCGAAUCCAGAGGUCCUGCUCAUGCCGGUGCAGCAGUGCAACAGAGCACACUCCUGGAAGCUGCUUGGAUGAAACGACUCCUCAGGACUGUGAAAACUGCAGGUGCAAGAAGGAUGACCAGCCUCCUUUAAGAGAUUGUCAGGCAGACCAAAUGCAGCCCGUCUGCAGUGGUCGAGGUCUUUGUUUAUGUGGAAAAUGCUUAUGUGACCAAAGCAGCCUGGGAAGAAUCUAUGGCAAAUACUGUGAAAUGGAUGGCUUUUCUUGCCCCUAUCACCAAGGACUUAUUUGUGGUGGUCAUGGUCAGUGUAUAUUUGGCAAGUGCGAAUGCAGCAGUGGCUGGGAGGGUGAAAAUUGUAACUGUUCUGUCUCUACUGAGUCCUGUUUGACGGCAGACUCUCGGAUCUGCAGUGGAAGAGGGAACUGUGUCUGUGGACAAUGCCAGUGUGAAGAUCCAAGAAGUUCAGGUCAAUUCUGUGAACUGUGUCCAACCUGCAAAAGCUCGUGUGAAACAAACCGGAAAUGUGUACAGUGCCACUUGUUUAAUGACUUUUCUGAAACUAAAACAACACAGUGCAACACGACCUGCUCCCCAUUGGUACAUUAUGUCAGUCAUAUCUUCGACUCAGAAAGUGAAACUUUUAAAUACUGUCUUUAUCUAACGAAAGAAAAAUGCCACUAUAAAUUUCAAAUGGAACCUAUCUUUGGAGAAAAACAGAUUCAAAUCUUCAGAUACCCAGAAUGUUUAACUGAGCGGAGUUACUUUCCUACAUUUAUCAUGUUCUUCAUUAUGACGGUGGUGAUUGGAGUGAUGGCAAUAGGAAUCUUGAAAUACGCUGUGAUGCGAGAGAACCGUGUGAAAGUCGAGUCUCCGGUUGAUGUCUAUAGUUUAUCAACAAAGAAGGACUGCAUUCCUACUGCAAAUGAGAAGACAAUAACAUACAGAAGAGACAGACCAGGAGAGAUGCAUAUCCACAUCCACAAAAUGCCAUUGAAUGAUGUCUGACAACAAGUAAAUACACACUGGUGAAUAAUACAAUAGAAGCAUCUAAAAUGUGAAUAUGGAUUUCCCAACUUAUAUAUAAUUUUUUUUUUUUUAAAUUAUGUUUGUACUUUAUGGCUAAAAAAGUCUACUUCAAAGCAUACCUGUCAACAUUGAGUAUUCAAAAUACAAGAGCUUUUGUAAACUGAACUCUCAUACCUGUCAACUUUUAAAAAUACAAAAUCAAGCGCGGGGGUGGGGGUGGGGGUGGGUUGCAGCUGUGUGGCUAAGCAUGUGAACUUGCUUCCUGCACUGAAUGCAUGCCUGCCUGCCACAGGACUCCCCUGGGUCCUAAACCCUGCUACUACAGACUGAAAUUGCAAGAAUGUUGUAGAUAUUAAAGGUUUGCUGAUAUAAGGGGGUUUAACAGUAGAAUAUGGGAGAGAAUCUGUCCCAGGAGGUGUCCAGGAGAAGGGUCCAAAAUACGGGAGACUCCCGGUGAAUACGGGAGAGUGGACAGUUCUGAAGCCACCAAAUUGAGAACAUUUGGGAUAAUCCUGAUGUUAAAUAAAAGUAGGCUACAUGUUUAAAUAUGUGAGGUAAUCAGCACACAUAUUUGUAUUUUUAUUGAUGUUUUUGUUUUGUAGAUUUUUUUUUAUGUUUUAAAUUUGACACCUCAUUG
This is a messenger RNA of Polyodon spathula (Mississippi paddlefish), 3481 nucleotides long. It is a transcript of the gene itgb8, whose product is annotated as integrin, beta 8. Gene Ontology annotation, cellular component: integrin complex; cell surface; focal adhesion. The record is from RefSeq and is a predicted model, not a curated record. The transcript has 15 exons. Lineage: Eukaryota; Metazoa; Chordata; Actinopteri; Acipenseriformes; Polyodontidae. The coding region runs from base 472 to 2823 and encodes 783 amino acids. Gene Ontology annotation, molecular function: integrin binding. Gene Ontology annotation, biological process: cell migration; cell adhesion mediated by integrin; integrin-mediated signaling pathway.